Necator americanus (New World hookworm) is the source of this 342-nucleotide messenger RNA. RefSeq lists its product as uncharacterized. The transcript has 3 exons. Bases 1 to 342 code for a protein of 113 amino acids. The record is from RefSeq and is a predicted model, not a curated record. Lineage: Eukaryota; Metazoa; Nematoda; Chromadorea; Rhabditida; Ancylostomatidae.
AUGCGAAUAUAUGGCGGUUACGCCGUUUCACCAACAUUCUUCGGCUCGUGCAAGAAACCAGAUGCUAUAGUACAAGCGGUUCCGUACCAGCUGACGCUUUCAAAUUUCAAUUCAAAGUUCAGUGGUAUUUCCACAACCGAAACGGAGCUUUCUGAGUCUGCUCUCACGCCUUGGCUCCAGAAUUUGGUGUUUCUAAUGAUUAUGAGAUUCGAACUUCUGAAACAAGACGAUGCCGACUUGUGCGAGCACGACAGUUGGAGACUGCCAACCCAGAAACUUGAAAAAUCUGACCCUGGAGCUGAGACUCAGGCUCUCUGUCAAGCUCAAUCCUCUGGAGCUUGA